Messenger RNA from Wyeomyia smithii (pitcher-plant mosquito), 513 nucleotides. RefSeq lists its product as uncharacterized. The coding region runs from base 1 to 513 and encodes 170 amino acids. Gene Ontology annotation, biological process: DNA integration. The record is from RefSeq and is a predicted model, not a curated record. Lineage: Eukaryota; Metazoa; Arthropoda; Insecta; Diptera; Culicidae. Gene Ontology annotation, molecular function: nucleic acid binding. The transcript has a single exon.
AUGAAAGGACUCGCUCGUUCAUUUGUGUACUGGCCCGGAAUUGAUGCGGACAUCGUAAAACAAGUGAAAUCGUGUUCUCAGUGUUCUCGUCAGGCUCAUGCUCCACCGAAGUUUAGUGAACAUCAUUGGCAGUAUCCCAAAGGUCCUUGGGAAAGAAUACAUAUUGAUUAUGCAGGUCCGGUAGCAGGUUCAAUGUUGCUGAUCGUAGUCGAAUCGUAUAGCAAAUGGUUGGAAGUAAAGGUAACCCAAUCAACCACAACAGCAGCAACAAUCGGAAUUAUGGACGAGUUGUUUUCAAGUUUCGGAGUGCCUGUAACUAUAGUUUCGGAUAAUGGUCCGCAAUUCACUGCGACGGAGUUCAAGGCGUUUUUGCAGAAAAGUGGAGUGAAAUAUCAUAACCUUUCGGCGCCGUAUCACCCUGCAACAAAUGGUCAAGCGGAACGGUACGUUCAAACGACAAAGGGUGCUUUGAAAGCGAUGGAACUACAGCAUCAACGUUGCAGUCAAACCUGA